GAUUUCCUCUCUUAUUUACAGAGCAGCAGUCAUGGAGAAAGGAUGCAUUGCCGCCACCAAGUACUUCCUGUUCUUGUUCAACCUCCUCUUCUUUAUUUUUGGAGCUGUAAUCAUGGGCUUUGGACUAUGGGUCAUCCUGGAUAACCAGAGUUUCAUCACGGUUUUGCAGGAGUCCUCCACAACGCUGAAAGUUGGCGCCUACAUCUUGAUCGGGAUUGGAUCUCUGUCAAUGCUUAUGGGCUUCCUAGGCUGCAUCGGUGCAAUUUAUGAGGUCCGCUGCCUGCUUGGACUGUACUUCACCUGCCUCCUCCUCAUCCUCAUUGCCCAGGUGACGGCCGCUGUCAUGAUCUACUUCCAGAGAGACCUGACUUUCACUUUCUUUCCCCUAGUUAGAGUUUGGCUUGUUCUGUUUGUCUCUUCUGAUGUUAUCUUUGGACAGCUCUGUCUGUUCAGGAUCAUUUCCAAUCUCUGCAUAUCUUUUUUUUUUCUCUCCGUUCUCUGUGUCCAGGGUUGUAUAUCUAGUGUUGAGGACUGGGUCCUAAGGAACAGUGGAGUUAUUCUGGGAGUCUGUGUUGGAAUAGCAGUGAUCGAGCUUUUAGGGAUGAUCCUGUCCAUGUGCCUCUGCAAAAGUGUCCAACAGGAGGAUUACACCAAAGUACCCAAAUACUGAGAGCAAACCCCCCCCUCAGUGACUCAGUCACACAUCAGAAAACACCAGUGUUACAACAACUGGAACAAAGCAGACCAGACGACAUCCGAUCACGCACACACACACACACAACGUUCUUCACUUUAUUAUCCCCUUGUUUAAGAUCAAUGUUUUCAGUUGAGAAUUUCUUUUUCUUUUUAAGAAACUAGUGAUCUUUUUCUUGUUAGUGCUCUGCAGGGUCUGAAUAGCUUUAUGUUUGGUUUCUCACAUACAUAUACUGUACGCUGACUGUUGCAUUUAUGGUUUUCAUUGUUAGUCGAAUCUGAGAGCACUUUAGUGAAUAGAGAGUUCGAAAUGGCAAAGAGCUAUUAGCUACUUUUAAAAUAUUUUUUAUAAUCUAGAGGGGAAAAUAAACUUUUUUUUUUUUCUUUUUUUUUACCUAUUAUAAUUUUUUAUUUGUAUGAGAAUUGUGUACUUUCUAUUCAGUUAUGUGUAUAUAAAUAGGAUUGACACUUCAAUUAGGUUUAUUCUUACUGAGUAACUACAUCCUAGUUAUGGCAGCACUUAAUGAUGGCUUUUCUGCAUGCAAGCGAAGUGUUAUUAGCCGGGGCUGGGUCACUCAGGGCGGAGGCAGAUGCGGUGUGGGGAAAGAUGGCUGCGGUUGAGGAAUGCUGGGGCAAAUAAUAAGUCUGAAGUCUAGAAUUGCGUAUUAUAGUGUUUCUUGUGGUUUACAUGCGAGUCGGCCUGCAUCGCUCUGUGGAUCAGGGUGUGUAUGUGGAUUUAGGUUGGGCACGUAUCCCACAGAUCCUUGCUGUAAAACAGCUGUUGAAGUAUGUCUAUAACAGGCAUUAGAUACAGAUCCUGCUGACUAGCUUCAGCUGUAGCCUGUAGCACCACAGCAAAAUCCACAGACGUAACAUCUGUCUUCCUGUUACUGACCCAUUUCAGCUCAACCAAAACAGGUCUGCGUGAAGUUGUGUGAGACUUUUUAAUCUUUGCGUUUCUUCUUUUUAAUAUUUUUGUGUCUAUGGUUUUAUUUCGAGUGAAGCUGAUCUAAAGAAUGUCAGCUUUUUGAGUUUAGUAAGCCUGGUGUUGUUUAUAUCAGUAGUUGUUCUCUGGGCCGUGUUAGUGUUAGUUCAGAAAAGAAGCAGUCGAAGCUUCUUGGAAGAAUGACCAAGAGUGAUGCCUGUAAGGCCAUUUCCAAACACUUUGUUGCUUUUCGACAAGAAAUCUUUCUAGCUCUGUCCUUUAAAACAAACUGCCAUUUGUAUUGUAAUGUGAUAGGCCUUUUUUUGUAUUUUGUCAAGAAGCUGUCUCCUGGAACUCUAGUUUAGAUACUGAAAGCAUUUCUUUUUUUUUCAGAAAUUUACCAAUAUUUGGAUAACUGUGUAUUUCUGAGGUAAAGUGAAGAUGAAGGGCUUUUUUUCUACAUUCUAAGAUGAUCUGUUUAACUGGGAAGCCAUGUUUAUGUAGUAAGUUUUUCCAGCGACAUGUCGAUGCAGUAGUUAUAAGUUGGAUUAAAAGAAAACAUGGACACAG
This is a messenger RNA of Sinocyclocheilus grahami, 2188 nucleotides long. Its product is annotated as CD82 antigen-like. Lineage: Eukaryota; Metazoa; Chordata; Actinopteri; Cypriniformes; Cyprinidae. The transcript is spliced from 6 exons. The record is from RefSeq and is a predicted model, not a curated record. Bases 32 to 670 code for a protein of 212 amino acids. Gene Ontology annotation, cellular component: plasma membrane.